UCCCAGUUUCUGGUUUUUGUACUACAUAGAAGUUAGAACAUUGUUUGGUUUGGCAGACCGACCGGCAAGGUGUGGCUCAACUCUGCGCUUCUAUAAAUUCAAACCAUAGCCUCACGCACCACCGCUCUAAGUUUUUCUCUCCGAUUUCUACCCUCUACUCAAUUCUCUCGCCCCCUACGAAACCCUAAUCACCCCUAUCUGAACCCCAAUUGUGUUCCUCUUGGCCCUUCGCAUGGCCGGACCGCUGCUACGGGAGCAAGUGCUCCCUCUCCUCGCCGCCGCCAACAACCACGGCGAUUUGGAUGUCAAGCUCUCGUCUUUGCGGCAGGUUAAGGAUGUGUUGCUGUCUGCUGACGCGUCGCAGGCCGCCGAGAUUUUCCCCUAUUUGAUUGACCUUCAGUCCUCGCCCGAAACCAUGCUGCGGAAAUACCUAAUUCAGGUGAUUGAGGAUAUUGCAGCAAAAUCAAUGGAGCAUGCUUUGAUGUUAAUGCCUGUGUUAUUAGCAUCUUUGAGAGAUAAUAGUUCAUUGGUUGUGAAGCAAUCCAUUGUUUCUGGAACAAGCAUCUUCUAUGGAGUGGUGGAAGAAUUAUCAAUGCAGUUUCACCGGCGUGGUUUAAUCGAGAGGUGGCUUGAAGAGUUUUGGACAUGGAUGAUCAAGUUCAAGGAUGCCAUCUUUGGAAUUCUGUUUGAGGCUGGCCCUGUUGGUGUAAGAUUGCUGGCAAUAAAAUUUUUGGAAAUAUACGUUUUACUUUUCACACCAGAUGCAACUGAUUCUGAGAGAUAUACAUCGGAAGCUCCGACAAAAUUUAGGCGGGCCUUCAAUAUUUCUUGGAUAAUUGGCCAUCAUCCUAUUAUGGAUCCAGCUGCACUGAUAUCUGAUGCAAAUAGAACCAUUGGCAUUCUAUUGGAGCUUUUGCGCUCUGCAAGUUCAGUUCCUGGUUCACUGACGAUCUCUGUUGUUAAUAGCCUUGCUACUAUUGCAAAGAAGAGACCUGCUCACUACAACUUCAUUCUUUCGGCAUUGCUUGAUUUUGAUCCCAACUUUGAGAUGACAAAAGGAGGUCAUACUGCCAGCAUUCAGUAUUCUCUGAGGACAGCAUUUUUAGGAUUUUUGAGAUGUACUCAUCCUGCUAUUCUAGAGUCAAGAGAGAAACUGCAAAAGGCAUUGCGAGCAAUGAAUGCUGGGGAUGCAGCUGAUCAAGUUCUCCGUCAACUGGAUAAAAUGAUGAGAAACAAUGAGCGUGCUUCACGUGAGGCUCGAAUGAACAAGGAUGACCAGCCAUCAAAUCAUUUGCCUGUUUCUGGGGAUGCAACAAAGAAAAGGGCCACUCCUUCAGAUAAUGAAGAUUCAAGUAUUAAUCAUGAUUUGUCUGCAAAGAGGGUUCGAUAUGUGCCCAACAAUCAUGUAGUUCCACCUGUUGAAAGAAAUGAUUCUGGAAAGGAUUAUGUCAAUGGAGUGCCCCAAAAAGCUCCUGUAGCUGUUAAUGCCCCUAACCUUGUUGAACAAAUGAUCUCCAUGAUAGGUGCUUUAAUAUCAGAAGGAGAAAGAGGUGUUGAAUCUCUGGAAAUUCUAAUAGCUAAAAUUCCACCAGAUGUGAUGGCUGAUAUAGUCAUAACAAAUAUGAGGCACUUACCUAGAAACCCCCCUUCAUUCACUAAGUUUGAUACCCUGCCAUUAACUCAGCAAAGUGAUUUUUCAAGUGCUCCAUUGAAUGGUGUGGUACCAAUAGGUUCCUCAGUUUCCAAACAGACUGUAGCUCUCUCUUCUCAAUUACCUGUUUCUGUUUCAAAUGCUGUGAACUCAUCUAUAUCAGAAAUGUCGACUUCACUACCUCCUGAUUCUAAACGUGAUCCUCGAAGGGAUCCUCGUCGCCUUGACCCAAGGCGUGUCACUGUUGGAAUUGGAGUGCCACCACCACCCAUCAUUGAAGAUAAUAUCAAUCCAAUGCAACCUGUGGUGCAAUCUGAAGUUGAUUCUUCUAAUACCUUUAACAGACCCCUUAUGGUACCCAUCCUUCCAACUUCAGAAAAUAUGCCUGUGUCUCAGAAUCCCAAAAUUGAAGCUGACAACACUUUGGAGAGUUUAGAUUCUGCCUUGGCUGACUGGUCAGCUCCAAAAGAAGAAAUUCAGGUUGAAGAAGCUGAGAGAAGUGUUCCUGACACUGAAGAGAAUGCUAUUGCGGACAUAACAUUCUCUUCUGCUGGCAAAUUGGAACAGGACUCGAUGGCACAAAUGCCAUCUAAUGUUUUAAUGAUAGAUGAGGUAUACUCACCGUCUUCAGUAGAAACUGAUCAACGUUCUCCACCCAUUUCAAACACAAUUGCUUCUGAGGAUGUGUGUGAUUAUUUGCCUUCGGUUCCGCCAUACAUUGAGCUGACAGAAGAGCAGCAAAGAAGUGUUGAAACUUUGGCAAUUGAACAAAUAAUUGACUCAUACAAGAGGUUAAAGGGGGCAGAUAACAAACAAACAGGCAUGGCAAUGCUUUCUUGCUUGAUUGCCCAGAUUAAUGCUGGUGCUGAUGUAGCUGUGAUGGUUCAAAAGCAUAUUCUCUCAGACUAUCAACAACAAAAGGGGCAUGAGGUCGUAAUGCAUGUCCUUUACCAUUUGCGCACCCUCAUGUUAUCAGAUUCAGAUGAACGCUCUUCAUCUGCUGCUUCUCUGUAUGAUCAGGUUCUUCUGGGAGUGGCAAAAUUCUUAUUAGAUACUUUUCCAGCAACUGACAAGUCAUUUAGCCGACUUCUCAGUGAAGUUCCUUAUUUGCCUGAAUCUGCGAUGCGGCUACUAGUUGAUUUAUGCUCUGAAAAUUAUUCGGGAAAAGAUGGUCGUGAUGGUGACCGUGUCACACAGGGUCUUGGUGCUGUGUGGGGCUUGAUUUUGGGACGGCCACCCAAUCGCCAAGCCUGCUUGGAUAUUGCUUUGAAGUGUGCUGUUCACUCAAAGGAAGACGUUCGAGCUAAAGCUAUCCGCCUGGUGACAAACAAACUCUAUGUGCUGAGCCACACCUCGGAAAAUAUCGAACAGUUUGCAAUGAAUACAUUCUUGUCUGCUGUAGAUAACCGUGUUUCAGGUCCAGAAGAUUCAAUAUCUGGAGCCACCAAUCAGAGAAAAGAGGUGGAGGUUGGAAGCCAAGAGACCUCUGUUAGUGGCUCUCAGAGUUCAGACACAGGAAUUUCUGAAAAUGAUUCAUUGAGGGGUUCUCAGUUUGAUUCUCAAAGUGAUUCUGCGUUGUCUUCUGCUCAGGCACAACGUCUAGUUUCAUUAUUUUUUGCUUUAUGCACCAAGAAGCCCAGUCUUCUUCAACAUGUAUUUGAUAAUUAUGGAAGGGCUCCCAAGGCUGUUAAGCAGGCCAUUCAUCGCCACAUGCCUAUUCUUAUUAGAGCAAUAGGUUCUUCAAAUCCUGAACUGCUUCAUAUAAUAUCUGAUCCACCCCAAGGAUGCGAAAAUCUGCUGACACUGGUGAUUACUAUUUUGUCAGAAGGGACAACACCUCCACCUGAUCUGAUUGCAGUUGUUAAGCGUCUAUAUGAAACUAAACUAAAGGAUGCAAGUAUUCUUAUCCCAAUGCUCUCAUCCUUUUCUAAAAGCGAGGUUUUACCUAUUUUUCCUCGCCUCGUCUCUCUUCCUCUGGACAAGUUUCAGAUUGCAAUGGCUCGCAUAUUGCAGGGUUCUGCUCAUACAGGUCCAGCAUUAAGUCCAGCUGAGGUUUUGGUUGCCAUCCAUGACAUUAAUCCUGAGAGAGAUGGAUUGCCACUAAAGAAGAUCACAGAUGCUUGCUCAGCUUGCUUUGAGCAACGGACUGUUUUCACACAACAAGUUCUGGCAAAGGCCUUGAACCAGAUGGUUGAUCAAACUCCCCUUCCACUGCUCUUCAUGAGAACUGUGAUUCAGGCAAUUGAUGCUUUUCCUACGCUGGUUGAUUUUGUCAUGGAGAUACUGUCCAAACUUGUAAACAGACAGGUGUGGAAAAUGCCAAAAUUAUGGGUUGGGUUCUUGAAAUGUGUCUCACAAACACAGCCACACUCAUUCCCUGUAUUGUUACAGUUGCCUCCCCCACAACUCGAAGGUGCUUUGAACAAAUAUGCUGGCCUCCGAGGUCCAUUGGCUGCCUUUGCUAGUCAACCAAACAUUAAAAAUUCACUCCCCAGACCAACAUUGGCGGUACUUGGCCUGCUCGAGUCGAAUUUGCAGCAACCGCAUAUUUCGCCUUCUUUGCAUCCAUCUGAAGCAAGUCCAUCUGUUCAUGGUGCAACCCUAACAUGAUAGCUCUCCGGAAAUCGAAACAUGUGAGCACUUGUACACACUGGCGCAUCCAGGUCCUCUAGUUCUCCGCACAAAUCUGCAGGCUCAUAUUCCAGUAGAUGCCGGAGUACUUAUAUUUGUCUCGCGUUCAUGACUCUCGGGGGGUGAGUGUAGUUUGAGUCGCAGAUGUUGGUGAUGAGUUAGCGAGCAAAUUUUGGAGGAGAAUCCUCCUUGCCUUUCUUGUACUAAUCAGGGAAUGUAUAUAUAUUUGCAGUUGUUGAUUUGAAAACCAAUUUUCCUUCUAUCUACACAGUUAAUUUUGUAUGGCUGAGUUUGUUGUAAUUGAGGCCUGUUGGCUAUUUGGGUUUUAGUUGAAUCUCAUCUCCCUCGUUACCAUAAAGAAUUUGGAAAAGUGUUAACA
This is a messenger RNA of Ipomoea triloba (trilobed morning glory), 4661 nucleotides long. RefSeq lists its product as uncharacterized. The record is from RefSeq and is a predicted model, not a curated record. Bases 233 to 4261 code for a protein of 1342 amino acids. Lineage: Eukaryota; Viridiplantae; Streptophyta; Magnoliopsida; Solanales; Convolvulaceae. The transcript has 27 exons.